Molecule: messenger RNA, 1428 nt
Organism: Xyrichtys novacula (pearly razorfish)
Lineage: Eukaryota; Metazoa; Chordata; Actinopteri; Labriformes; Labridae
Source: the annotation of a GenBank genome assembly
AUGUACAGAACUACAAGGUCCCCUAUGAUGCAGCCUCUGGUCAACUCAGGAAUGGGCAUGGCUCCUUUCUUCAAGGUAAACACAAACUCUUUGAGCACAAAUCAGGUGACUGUGGCAGAGCUCCAACCUUAUGUGGUAACUCUUAACUCUUAUGUUGUCUUUGUCUUGAUAGAGGAGGUAUUUAUAUUGAAAUAGCAACACCUUUCUUUUAAUAGCAGGAAUGAUCAAGCAGAUUUAAAUGUCACUCUGUCUGUAUCCAAAGUCUCUGCAUGUGUAAUACUACUGUCAACUUAACUUGCCUUUUCUUCCUUGUUGCCUUUUUCUCAUCAACACCCACAGGUGACUGUCUUUGAGCAGGAGCAUUUCCAGGGCAAGUGCCUGGAGUUCACCUCUGAGUGCUCCAACAUCCAGGAGUGUGGGCUGGACAACAUCCGCUCCAUCAGGGUGGAGAGCGGGGCGUAAGUUCUGCGUCACAAAUGAUGUGUGACAAGAGGAGUUUUAGUGCGAUGUUAACGGCUCUUUUUCUUCUCAUGAACAGCUGGGUGGGUUUUGAGCACCAUGACUUCCAGGGCCAGCAGUUCAUCCUGGAGAGAGGAGAGUACCCUCACUGGGAUGCUUACAGCGGAUCCCUCUCUUACCACGUGGAGCGCCUUAUGUCUCUGCGCCCCAUCUGCUGCGCUGUGAGUUACAUCCUGCUAAUCAGAGAUUCUCAGGUGACACCUAACUCGGGAGGAAAAAAACAAACCCAGCUGUUCAUCUCUCUCCUUCCUUCUAUAGUCUCACCAGAGCAGUCGCAUGAUUAUCUUUGAGAAGGAGAACUUCCUGGGUCGCAGUGUGGAGAUCUGCGACGACUACCCCUCUCUGCAGGCUAUGGGCUGGAUUAUGCCAGAGGUCGGCUCCAUGCAUGUGCAGUGUGGCGCGUAAGUACCUGUGAAUGAGUAACAGGAUGCACCUUUUCAAUAAUGCAGCUCCUGAAACUGAAUCACAACACUGAUUAAUCUUGUUUCAAAGCUGUCGGUCUGUGUUAGUCUUAGAAAAGAAGCUGGAUUAUAGAAGCAUGUUUUCUAUUUAAUAGGCAUACCUGCUUAAAGCUCUACAUCCCACUCUGUCACAGCGGCCCUUAAAAUAGUCUUGCUAACACUUUGUACCUUCUCUGCUCCUCUGUCAGCUUUGUGUGCUACCAGUUCCCCGGCUACAGGGGCCAGCAGUACAUCAUGGAGUGUGAGAAACACAGUGGAGACUACCAGCAGUGCAAGUCCUGGGGCUCCCACUGUCAGACCCCUCAGAUCCAGUCCAUCAGGCGUAUCCAGCACUGAGAGGAGGACAGGAUGAGACUGAGACAGCAACCUCUUCUUUCACCGAUAACCCCUUCCUUUUUCUCUCUCUCCUUAUUGUUUUCUUCCUCAUGACUUGAGCCACCCUGACCCG